Tigriopus californicus is the source of this 1117-nucleotide messenger RNA. Its product is annotated as postacrosomal sheath WW domain-binding protein-like. The coding region runs from base 362 to 1084 and encodes 240 amino acids. The record is from RefSeq and is a predicted model, not a curated record. Lineage: Eukaryota; Metazoa; Arthropoda; Copepoda; Harpacticoida; Harpacticidae. The transcript is spliced from 3 exons.
UCAAUGUUAACUUAUGAUGACCAAGCUAAUGUUUCCGUUUGAAGGAGGAAUGUGGCAAUCAGGCCACGGUUUUGAGAUGCUGUUUGUAUUGUACAUCUUUUUAAAUAGCAGAAUCUAUGGAGUGGCCUUGAAAUGAGACUCGGGAAUGGUUUCUUGCGCUCCUCGCGGUACUAUUUACGUAAGUGCAGACAGAUGGUUCCAAACAGAUUUUUCCUUUCCCAAGUCAGUUUUGACGAAUCUACUCGCGUCUCAUGUUGUGCUUGAAAAUCCAAGGAGCAAUUAAGACUACAUGUGCAUGACUGCGUUUAAUCCAAUUCGGUGAUAGUGAGACACUUGAAAUUUAGCAAUAAAAUUAGUCAUCAUGUGGAACAGAUUGAGACUUUUCAUCCUUGGCUCGUCAUUGGGAGUGUCUCAAGGAAUGGGUGAGGCUAUCAAAGACUUGUUAGCCAAACAAGACCUAGAAGGAAGGAUCUUUUCGUUUACCACGGGCGAUAUCACUUGGAAUCUUUUUCCCAUUGUGCUCAUAAUUGGUCUCCUCUACCUCAUCAGAGUAGGAUUUUUGUUGGAAGGAAAGGAUGACUCAUCCUCUGGUUAUGGAGACUCCAGUGGCUCUGGUUAUGGAGCGCCCUCUUCUGGUUAUGGAGCACCUUCUGAAAGCUACGGAGCACCUGCUCCCAGUUAUGGAGCACCCUCAGAAAGUUAUGGUGCGCCUGCUCCAAGUUACAAUGCACCAACUCCAAGCUACGGAGCACCAGCUUCCAGUUUUGGAGGAGGGUCGCUUUCAUCGGGAUAUACGCCACCUAGUGGAAAUUCAGGUGGUUCCAUUACUUAUGGUGGUUCUCCCCAAGAUUCUGCCUUCCUAGCCCCUCCAGUGCAAUCGGGAUACUCGAGUGGUAACUCGGCCAACAGUGUGGCCAACUUUGGAACUCCUUCCGGGGUUCAGGCUGGAUACUCCGGAAACUUUGGAUCCUUGUCAAGAGAAGAUAUCCUUCAGUUUGCACUCCAAGAUUUAUUGGGAUACAACUCGGAGGAAAACCAAGACCCAUAUGUGUAUUCAAGUCGGGAGUUCCCAGACUCCACAUGAUGCCUGUAUGGGUUUGUAGCGAAUAAAAAUGUC